AUGUUGAGAAGUUCAGUUAUAUAUCCUGGAUGCCACGUUGGCUUGCAGCAGUUGGAGGCCCUGGCUGCAGCCAUGCAUGGUUUCUUGGGUCCCAACAAAGUAUAUAAAUUCAUCCAGGAUGAAGCCAACGGGGACUCGUCUCUGGUUUGCUCUAGUUUUCGUCUACUGGAGUGUUUGGACCUGAGCUGCUCUGCUGGGCAGCUGCUGAAUGAGACUGUUCAGGCCCAUCAGAAGGUUCUACAGUCAGGGAGUGGGUCACUAAUCUUUCUGACAGGGGUUUGGAGUAGGGUAGCACUGGAGUGCCUUCAUAAAGGCAUUGAGGUUCCUUGCAUCAUUGCUGCCAUUUCUGAGGGUCUGGAAGUGUGUUUGGAGACAUGUAGACAAAUCGCUGUGCCUAUAGAGGAGACUUUCUACAGAGAAGUAUCCCAGAGAGGCAUGCAUAGCGCUAUAGGUGGUUUACCUCCUGGGCACUGUUCACCUCCCCAACUCAGAACUGGGUUAGAGGGAUCAACUCAAAAUAUAUUGUCUCCAGAGUCUACAAGCACAGUAGAUGGAAAUACCUCAGCUCAUUCCAACAGAGGGAAAACCCCAAUGAAACAAAGAGUCAAACUGAAGCACAGCAGAUAUUUCAGUUCAGAUGACAACAAGACUGAAAGUCCUGCAUCAAGUCAGCAUUCUCACAAAGAGGACUCAAAAAGUUUUGCUAUUUGUCACAUAGCCAAUGCUCUAAGCCACGGGUGUGAAGAUAUGAUGAACUUAGUCUUGAAAGCAAACAGGGUGCAGUCUAGAAAUGGCUCAACUGGUUCCAGUUUUGAAGAUUUUAAUGUUGAUAAACUGGUAACGUGUUUGUUGCCUUUUGUACCUGAGGAGUAUUCAUGUGUGUUCUUAGGGUUUGUUGUUCUCCUUGAUGUUGAGCAGGCAACUCUCCUCAAACAUCUCAAAGAUCGAGAGUUGCGACUUGCUUUGGUGAAAGGUGACCUCAGUGAGAGGUAUCGACACUUAGGCUUCAACACCCCAGAGAAUGUCAGGUAUGUGGCCAAUCUCUCUGACCUGACCGGUUUCAGUGCAGAGGACAAAUGGAUGGAAGGAGUUUUAUCAGCACUUCUCAGACUUGGUGUAGACCUCCUCCUUGUGAAUGGUAUUGUUACCAGGAAACUAAAAGACCACCUGAUUGGUCAUAACAUCCUGGCUAUAGAGAAAGUAAAGGUCUCUGUGCUGAAGGACUUUGCAAUGACUUCCGGAGCUGUUCCUAUUACAUAUGUAACACAACUCAAUGAGCGCUGCAUUGGGACAGGGGUUCAAGUGGCAACAUGGAGAGAAUGCAGGCACAUCCAAAAAAACGACUUUGUAGCGGUCACCAUCAGUGCAAAAAGUAGUACUCUGGUCACUGCAGUUAUCACCAGUUCAGUCCAUGCUAAACUGCAGGCUCUGGAGGACCAGUUCUGGGGCUGCGCUCACAGGCUGGGUCACGCUCUCCGGGACAGAAAAGUUCUGCCUGGCGCCGGGGUAACAGAGCUGCUCUGCACCCAGCGGCUUCACAAACACAUUAAAUCAGAAGAAGGCAGACGGUCUAUAUCAUCCAGUCCAUACCGAAAAACCGUCCUGCAGCUAAUGAUGGAUGGUUGGAUUGACUAUGUCUCCAUGAUUUUGUUUAAUAGCGGUACCUACCAAUCAAAAACAGAUGCAUGGACUGCACUAAGUCAGCAGCUGAGGGACUUGGACAAUGGGCUGCCCCUGUGUGCUGAGGGGUUUUGGGCAUCAGUGAAUGUAAGAGGUGUGAGUGAGGGAGAGGGAGAGAGAGAGCAGGUCAGAGUGUAUGAUAACGUGCGAGUGAAAAUGGAGGUAUGGAAGAGAGCUCUGGAUAUAGUGUGUUUGGUGCUGCAGACAGACACAGAAAUAAUUACAGGAGUAACUCAGGGAGAGACCCAGCACAAUGGACUUGUGUUUCUGUAA
Chanos chanos (milkfish) is the source of this 1953-nucleotide messenger RNA. RefSeq names its product Bardet-Biedl syndrome 12 (gene bbs12). The coding region runs from base 1 to 1953 and encodes 650 amino acids. Lineage: Eukaryota; Metazoa; Chordata; Actinopteri; Gonorynchiformes; Chanidae. Gene Ontology annotation, molecular function: ATP binding. The record is from RefSeq and is a predicted model, not a curated record. The transcript has a single exon. Gene Ontology annotation, biological process: chaperone-mediated protein complex assembly; photoreceptor cell maintenance.